GGUGUAGAGCACAGUCUCGGCCACCACUCAGCUGCAGACAUGAGUGACCAAAGAGUAACUUAUGCAGAACUGAAUCUGGCUAAGGAUGCAAAGAGACAGCACAAAAAACCUAAGGGCACUAAAGGCUCCAUUCCAGGAACUGAGCAGGAACUAACCUACGCAGAAUUAAAUCUUCAAAAUGCUUCUCAGGAUCUUCAAGAGAGUGACAAGAAUGGCCACUGCAGAGCAUUCCUGUCACCUCCAGAGAAGCUCGCUGCUGGGAUCCUAGGGGUCAUCUGCCUUGUCCUGAUGACCACUGUGGUAACAACAGCUGUUAAUCAACCAUACCAUUGUGGUCGAUGUCCACCAGAGUGGGUCACAUAUUCCAACAACUGCUAUUACAUCAGCACUGAAGGAAAAACAUGGAAUGAGAGUCUGAUGGCCUGUGCUUCUAAGAGCUCUAACCUGCUCUAUAUAGAUAAUGAAGAAGAAAUGAAUUUUUUGAAGAUUUUCAAAAUACAUCCAUGGACUGGACUGUCCCAGAGAAAUAAUACUAAUUCUUGGGUGUGGACAAUUGGCACAACUCUCUCUUCCGAACUAUUUGCAAAAACUUCAAAGUUGGACAAGAAUUGUGUAUAUUGGAAUUUUCAAACACACAACUUCUAUUCUGAGUCCUGUGUAGAAAACAGAAUAUAUAUUUGUAAGCAUGUCACAUUAGCUCACCUAAAUUUGGUAUAAUGUUACUCUCACCAUCCCUAAGAAGCACAUUUCUAUUU
Messenger RNA from Phyllostomus discolor (pale spear-nosed bat), 755 nucleotides. RefSeq names its product NKG2-A/NKG2-B type II integral membrane protein-like. The transcript has 5 exons. NCBI's taxonomy places the organism in Eukaryota, Metazoa, Chordata, Mammalia, Chiroptera, Phyllostomidae. Gene Ontology annotation, biological process: stimulatory C-type lectin receptor signaling pathway; positive regulation of natural killer cell mediated cytotoxicity. The record is from RefSeq and is a predicted model, not a curated record. The coding region runs from base 40 to 717 and encodes 225 amino acids.